Messenger RNA from Callithrix jacchus (white-tufted-ear marmoset), 2656 nucleotides. It is a transcript of the gene KCNIP2, whose product is annotated as potassium voltage-gated channel interacting protein 2. Gene Ontology annotation, molecular function: potassium channel regulator activity; calcium ion binding. Gene Ontology annotation, cellular component: voltage-gated potassium channel complex. The record is from RefSeq and is a predicted model, not a curated record. Gene Ontology annotation, biological process: regulation of potassium ion transmembrane transport. NCBI's taxonomy places the organism in Eukaryota, Metazoa, Chordata, Mammalia, Primates, Cebidae.
UCUUCUCCACCCCCAAGACCCGUGACUUCUGGUUUAGGGGCAGAUUGUUGGCGAGCUAGUCUUCCCUGCACUUUGCAGUUCACCCUUUCACCGGGUGCCACCCCCGAGCUGCAAAGUGUGGGGGGCGGGGGUAGGGGGAGCCAAUCCCGGCAGCAGCGCCAAAGGGGGGGAGGCGGCGGUGACAGCCGCGGGGAGGGGGCGGGAGGAGAGAGGCGUCUCGGCUUGGCUCCGCGCUCAGCUCUGCUCUGCCUCCGGCUCUGCGCUCACCUGCUGCCUAGUGUUCCCUCUUCUGCUCCAGGACCCUCGGGUGGGCCCCAGACCCCGAGUCGGAUCUCAGGCUCAGCCUCAGCCCAGACUCCUCCAGCCCCAACAGCGCACUAGGCCGCCAGGGGGCGCCGUGUGAGCGUCCUAUCUCGGCCACCCGGCGCCCCCUCCCACGGCCCAGGCGGGAGCGGGGCGCCGGGGGCCAUGCGGGGCCAGGGCCGCAAGGAGAGUUUGUCCGAUUCCCGAGACCUGGACGGCUCUUACGACCAGCUUACGGGCCACCCUCCAGGGCCCACUAAAAAAGCGCUGAAGCAGCGAUUCCUCAAGCUGCUGCCGUGCUGCGGGCCCCAAGCCCUGCCCUCAGUCAGUGAAACAUUAGCCGCCCCAGCCUCCCUCCGCCCCCACAGACCCCGCCUGCUGGACCCAGACAGUGUGGAGGAUGAGUUUGAAUUGUCUACCGUGUGUCACCGGCCUGAGGGUCUGGAGCAGCUGCAGGAGCAAACCAAGUUCACUCGCAAGGAGCUACAGGUCCUGUACCGGGGCUUCAAGAACGAAUGUCCCAGUGGAAUUGUCAACGAGGAGAACUUCAAGCAGAUUUACUCCCAGUUCUUUCCUCAAGGAGACUCCAGCACCUAUGCCACUUUUCUCUUCAAUGCCUUUGAUACCAACCAUGAUGGCUCAGUCAGUUUUGAGGAUUUUGUGGCUGGUUUGUCGGUGAUUCUUCGGGGAACUGUAGAUGACAGGCUGAAUUGGGCCUUCAACCUGUAUGACCUCAACAAGGAUGGCUGCAUCACCAAGGAGGAAAUGCUUGACAUCAUGAAGUCCAUCUAUGACAUGAUGGGCAAGUACACGUACCCUGCACUCCGGGAGGAGGCCCCAAGGGAACACGUGGAGAGCUUCUUCCAGAAGAUGGACAGAAACAAGGAUGGUGUGGUGACCAUUGAGGAAUUCAUUGAGUCUUGUCAAAAGGAUGAGAACAUCAUGAGGUCCAUGCAGCUCUUUGACAAUGUCAUCUAGUCCCCCAGGAGAGGGGGGUCAGUGUUUCCUGGGGGCACCAUGAUCUAGCCCUAGUCCAGGUGGACCUCACCCUUCUCUUCCCAGGUCUAUCCUCGUCCUAGCCCUCUCUCGGGGCUGUAGGGAUCCAAGAGUUUGGGGAUUCAGUAGUCCAGAUCUCUGGAGCUAAAGGGUCUAGAGGGUGGGCAGAGUGCAUCUGGAGGGUGUUCCCAACUCCCACCAGCUCUCACCACCUUCCUGCCUGACACCCAGUGCUAACAGUGCCCCUCCUGUAGGAAUUGAGUGGUUCCCCACCUCCUACCCCUACUCUAGAAACCACAACACUAGACAGAUGUCUCCUGCUAUGGUGCUUCCCCAUCCCCGACCUCAUAAACAUUUCCCCUAAGACUCCCUUCUCAGAGAGAAUGCUCCAUUCUUGGCACUGGCUAGCUUCUCAGACCAGCCUUUGAGACUCCUGUGGGAGGGGGACAAGGAUGUAUAGGGAGAAAUAUUGGGCCUGAGUCAAUGGGUAAGUCCUUGGGGGUGGCUGGGGUUGAGUAGAAAGGCCUGGACAGAUUGUGAGUGCUCAGGCAUACCAGGUUAUAGCUCCAAGUUCAAAACAUCUGCUACCACGGGCCAUCGAAAUAUAAGAUUCCAGGCUUUGCAGAAGACUUUGUCUUUUUGGAAAUGCCCCAGAAGUUUUCCACACCCUCUUCAGUGUCCAUGGAGAGCCUGGGGCUGGAUAUCUGGCUCUUUCCUGGCAUUAAUUCUUCUCUUCCUUCCUGCAUGUGUUGGUAGUGGUCGUGGCAAGGGAAUGUGGAUGGGAGAUGUCCUGGCUGAUGCCUGCCAAAGUUUCAUCCCACCCUCCCUGCUCAGAGUCCCUGUCAAUGGCUAUGACUUGAGUUUUUCUUUCCCAUGUUCUCUAUAGACUUGGGACCUUCCUGAACUUGGGCCUAUCACUCCCCACAGUGGAUGCCUUAGAAGGGAGAGGGAAGUGGGGAGGCAGGCAUAGCAUCUGAACCUAGUGUGGGGGCAUUCACCAGAAUCUUCAAUCAACCUGGGCUCUACUCAACCCCCCAGAUAACCUCCUCAGUUCCCCAGGUUCUCCUCUUGCUCUACUCAGUCUACCCUGAGAUGCCCCUUAGCACACCUAGAGGGCAGGGACCAUAGGACCCAGGUUCCAACCCCAUCGUCAGCACCCCAGCCAUGCUGCCACCCCUUAGCACACCUGCUCGUCCCAUUCAGCUUACCUUACCAGCCAGCCAGAAUCCGAGGGGAGGGCCCCCAGAGAGCACCCUUUCCCCAUCAGAAGACUGUUCACUGCUUUGCAUUUUGGGCUCUUCUAUAUAUUUUGUAAAAUAAGAAAUAUACCAGAUCUAAUAAAAAGCAAGACUAUGCA